GAGGGGCGGAGAAGGUAAUCACGAGGCGCUGGAGCUCAUACGGAGCUCGUGCUACUCCCUUGGUCUGUCAGAGGAGCUCGAGACCGAGCUCGAGAACAGGUUUUCACAUGUACGAGGCGAGGGGACCUGCGGCUGAGAUGAGUGCAGACUCCGAUUGGCUGUGAUCUUUAAAAGCCUCUCCUUUCUCUCCUCCCCCACUGCUUGCGCCGCUGCCCACAGUCAAGAUGGCAGUGCGCUUGGCCGCACUGCCCACUUUAAAGAUGGCGGCGCCUAGCCGGGUCCGACUUUUGGCUCUGCUUUUUUUUUCCCUCAGCGGCUGUUCCGUGGGCUUGUCAAGUGGCGAGGAUGGGGCGGAUGAGACAGUCAUCAUUGGACUCAGGCUUGAAGAUACAGACGACGUUUCUUACAUGGAUGGGGGGUCCUUGCGGGUCAGCGAAAGGACCCGGGUCAAACUGAGGGUCUAUGGGCAGAAUAUUAAUAACGAGACGUGGUCCAAAAUUGCCUUUACCGAGCACGCGAGGACCAAAGUAAUCGGUAACAUUGACAGCACUGUCGGAGAUAACAAGAGCAAAGAGGACACCUCUAAUUAUCAUCCGUGUGGCAUCAGGACCUCGGAUAUAAUUAUUUUGCCUAAUAUCAUUCUAAAUAGAAAAACCUCUGGGAUUGUUGAGAUUGAAAUUAAGCCAUUGCGCAAAACGGAAAAGAGCAAAGCAUACUACUUGUGCACUGCCAUGCCCACUCCUGCAGUACCAGGUGUGCAUGAUCCCUGGACUGAGACCACCUGGAUCUAUCAUGAUGGUGAUGACACCAAAGUUGUUGUAGUGGAAGAGAGGAAAUUCCUGCUGCCCUUUUGGUUGCAGGUGAUCUUCAUUGCACUUUUGCUCUGCCUUUCUGGCAUGUUUAGUGGACUAAAUUUGGGUUUAAUGGCUCUUGACCCAAUGGAACUGCGAAUUGUCCAGAACUGUGGGACUGAGAAGGAGAAGAACUAUGCCAAAAAGAUUGAGCCUGUGCGUAGGCAAGGGAAUUACCUGCUUUGUUCACUUCUUUUAGGCAAUGUACUGGUCAACACCACAUUGACUAUUCUUCUGGAUGAUAUUGCUGGCUCUGGCCUAAUAGCAGUGGUAGUGUCUACUAUAGGGAUUGUCAUCUUUGGAGAGAUUGUGCCUCAGGCUAUUUGCUCACGACAUGGGCUUGCAGUUGGAGCUAACACUAUUUUCUUGACAAAGUUUUUCAUGUUGCUGACCUUUCCAGCCUCUUACCCUGUCAGCAAACUUCUCGACUGUGUGCUGGGCCAGGAAAUUGGCACAGUAUACAAUCGGGAGAAGCUCUUGGAGAUGCUGAGAGUAACAGAUCCCUACAAUGACUUGGUCAAGGAGGAACUGAAUAUCAUCCAAGGAGCACUGGAGCUGAGGACUAAGACUGUGGAAGACGUCAUGACCCCCUUAAGAGACUGCUUCAUGAUUACUGGCGAUGCCAUCCUGGACUUCAAUACCAUGUCAGAGAUCAUGGAAAGCGGCUAUACUCGUAUCCCAGUGUUCGAAGGAGAGCGAUCAAACAUUGUGGACCUGCUCUUCGUGAAGGACCUGGCUUUUGUGGAUCCAGAUGACAGCACACCAUUAAAAACCAUUACAAAAUUCUACAGUCAUCCAUUACAUUUUGUUUUUAACGACACCAAGCUGGAUGCCAUGCUGGAAGAGUUUAAAAAAGGUAAAUCCCACUUGGCUAUAGUCCAGAGGGUCAAUAAUGAGGGAGAAGGAGAUCCUUUCUAUGAAGUGCUGGGCAUUGUUACUUUAGAGGAUGUUAUUGAAGAAAUCAUCAAAUCUGAGAUUCUGGAUGAAACAGACCUGUAUACUGACAACAGGACCAAAAAGAAAGUCACGCAUCGGGAACGAAAGCAAGACUUUUCUGCAUUCAAGCCAACUGACAGUGAAAUGAAGGUCAAAAUAUCUCCUCAGCUUCUGCUGGCAACACACCGUUUCCUAGCAACGGAAGUGGAGCCUUUCAGCACGGUUCACAUGUCAGAGAAAAUCCUUCUAAGGCUGCUUAAGCACCCCAAUGUCAUACAAGAGCUCAAGUUUGAUGAGAAGAAUAAGAAAAACCCAGAACACUACCUCUAUCAUCGGAACAAGCCUGUGGAUUACUUCAUCCUAAUUUUACAGGGGAAAGUGGAAGUAGAAGCAGGAAAAGAAGGUAUGAAGUUUGAAGCUGGCGCCUUCUCUUACUAUGGCAUGAUGGCCCUAACUGCUUUACCAGUUCCUUUGUCACUGUCUCGUACUUUUGCAGUCAGUAGAGCUGAAUCAUUAGCAGGAUCACCAGAGAAUAAAUCUCCACCACGAACCUGUGGUUUAAAUCACUCGGACUCUUUAAAUCGUAGUGACCGGAUUGAUGCAAUAACUCCAACAAUGGGGAGCAGCAACAAUCAGCUCAACUCUUUCCUGCAAGCAUAUGUACCAGACUAUUCAGUGAGAGCUGUCACGGACCUGCAGUAUGUCAAGGUGACUCGGCAGCAGUACCAGAAUGCCUUGAUGGCUUCUAGGAUUGACAAAACACCUCAAUCCUCCGACAGCGAGAACAUUAAAAUAGAAUUGACUCUAACUGAACUACGUGACGGCUUGCCGGAUGAGACGGCGAACUUGCUCAAUGAACAGAACUGUGUGGCACAUAACAAAUCCAACCACAAUAUGCACAAUGAGGGCUCCAUUUAGCAGAUGGCUAGCCUGUCUGCAUCUCAGUCACACUAUAUCUUCCCUGUUACCUCCUGUGUUGGAGAUGGAUGACUUGGGGAACAACAAACCUUAAACAUGCACAUAUGAUUGAGUGUGAAGCCUUGAGACCAAAGAGUUCGUCUACUCAUCUUCUCUAGGGAGUAGUGAGAAGAGAGAGAUGUGAAAGACACGUGAAAGUGUUGCAGCUGGGAAAUGAGAGAUGGUCAUCACAGAGCUCAAUUUCAUGUUCAGAUGUACUAAGAGACAGAUUUUUUUUUUCUUUAUUCAACUGAUUUUCCUUUCUCCGGAAGGAUUGAAUGGUUUGGAUGGAAACCACAUUAAAACAAAAGACGACAAAAGAAACUGUAUCCCUGUGACAUUCUGAAAAGUGCAACUUGGUGUCUGGUAAAAAAAGGUAUUGCAUUUACUGGCAAAAUCAACGGAUGUGUCUGGUUUUAUUGCAAAAAAUUGCAUGCCUCCGAUCAUUCAGUUUAUUUUUCUAUUUAUUUACUUUUAUAAAGGAAGGACUGAUCUGCCUAAUUGGUACAGAUGUAUUUACAUCUUUUUUAAAACAUGUCUUUUUAUCUUGUUGAUAUGUUUUGUUUUUUUUUUCUUAUGCUUUUUUUCUAAUCAACAAAAGAAAAAUCUCCCAGAAGCCAAAAAAAUCAAAGAUGCCCAUUUAAAAAAUCCAAAGAAUAGUUAUGCAAUUCAUAAACAAAAUCUCAUCUAUUAUGCAAUUCCUAAAAAAAAUCUGAUCUAAUUCCUUGUGCAGCUUGUUAUAUACUAUAUGUUCUUAUUCUCUAUGUAAUAGUAUAAAACAGAACAGCCUUAAAUUUACUAUGCCAACCUGGUGUAUCCCUUUACUAAAUCAAUAAUGCAGACAAUCAUGAUCAGUGUUUGCACUGGUGUAAGUCGGACAAAUAUUUUUGCAGAAAUUGCAAUUAAAAAUAUUGCAAAUUGUUCAUUAAAUUUCUAAUUUGGGGAAUUGUAGAUAAAAAUGUGUAAAUAGUGUACAGAGUCAGUGCAAUCCAGAAUUAGAAUACGCAUUUGUAUAAUUCAUUGAGCGUGUGCAUGGUAUAUGUACAUUCAAGGAUUCUUCCAAAAAUAUCUUUCCAUUUGAGCAUUAACAUAUUUAACGUAGCAGUCCUGGAUUGUCUGAUUACCGUGUACUUAGGUGAAUGAAUAAUAUGCAUUUGCUAUAUUGCUGUUGACAUUUUUGUCCAUCAAAGUAUUAAAGGCAAUGUAAGUGGUAGGAGAGGCACAGAUUCAAAAAAUUCUAAUCUCCUUAAAAUAACACUGGUCGGCUCCUUGCUUGGGACUGGUAAAGGGGUAUAAGUGGUUGAGAUGUAGUUUAAAUGUACAGAUUUGGUUAUGCUUGUUUUUUUAAAUUUGAGGAUUGUGUUUUACAUCAUUAUUUCCCUCCAUCCUAGCUAAUACUGGAAUAGUUAUAUAACAAUCUCUGAAUCUUCACCAAAGGAUAUACUGAGCUUUUUUUCCCCCCCAACCCCAAUUAGUAAUGUGCUGGAUGAAUUAAUUGAAACACACUGUUCAAGGUCCCUGUAGGAUAGUUUGAUAAAACUAUGUGUUCUAUUCUUUGAAAUAUCUAUGCUUAAAACAAAACUUAAAGUGUGUUGUUAACAAAUGUGUCUGAGGAAGCAUUAAGGGGCAUUUUAUUUUUUGCUGUCUGUUUUCUCUGCUUUUCAUAGGACAGGAUGUACCCAUUUAUUACUUUUGAAAAAAAUAUUCUCUGCUGCAUUGCAUAUUACAAUGUUUGCAGAAACACAAGAUUAAAAGAAAGUUGUAUAUGUAAACAGUUCAUAAAAUGUCAGCAAGAUCAGAGAAGAUAGAAGUCAUACAAAUUAGAUGAUGCAGUUUACUUAUAGGAUUGUUGUCACAUCUAGAAAGGAUCAAGGUAAAAAAUACUAUUCCCACAGCUUAUAUCGUAAUACAAAUAUGGAUAAUGUCAUUGAAGUAACUAAUUUGCUAAUACAUAUAGCUCAAGUUUGAGGAUUCGAGUUACAGUAGUAAGGUAUGAGACCAAAGUUCGAGUGUGGGGGGAAAACUAACAUGUACAAUAGAUUGUGUUCACAAGGUUAAGCAUUGUGUGGCUGAGAUUUUAAAGUAUUCUUCUUGUCUUAAAGCUAGACAUCUAAGGCACUAUGGACAGAUCUGAACUACAAUUAUGUUUACACUGUAACCUGCAACUCCAAGCAGGCUUGGUAACUUGCAUACUGUUGCAAACCCAGCAUACAUUUCAAACAGUAUUUUCAUUUAACUCCUAACUUGCUUGUUGCCAUAGUGGUACUAAGUUGCCUUUUUAAAAACUGUUACAGAAGCAUAUUAGCAAACAGCAGAGUAAAACAGCAGGGGAGAUUUAAUUUUUUUUUUAACUCUGCGACUUUUGAUUUGUGCUGGUAGAUUGUGGGUAAUAAAUACUCAGUCUUGAUUUAGUUGGCAUAGUAUACUCCUAGCUGAGAAGCAUCAAGUCCUACUGCUUGAGACGGAUCUGUAUCUUGAUUGUCUCUGACAAAGAACAUUUUAUCUGAAUCAUGAGUGUUUCAAUGUCAAUCCUAUACCUAGUCCCAAAAAACUAGUCCAAUUUUUUAAAAUAUUUAAUUGCUGCUAAAUGUAUUAUACUAAGUAGAUUCUGCCACUCUAC
This is a messenger RNA of Erpetoichthys calabaricus (reedfish), 5364 nucleotides long. It is a transcript of the gene cnnm2b, whose product is annotated as cyclin and CBS domain divalent metal cation transport mediator 2b. The record is from RefSeq and is a predicted model, not a curated record. The coding region runs from base 225 to 2705 and encodes 826 amino acids. Gene Ontology annotation, biological process: transport; magnesium ion homeostasis. The transcript is spliced from 8 exons. Gene Ontology annotation, cellular component: plasma membrane. Gene Ontology annotation, molecular function: magnesium ion transmembrane transporter activity. NCBI's taxonomy places the organism in Eukaryota, Metazoa, Chordata, Cladistia, Polypteriformes, Polypteridae.